AAAAAAGUUCCAACCAUGGCCAGUGGCGAAGUUGUUUUGGUUACCGGUGGUAGCGGUUUUAUUGGCCAACACAUUAUCAGACGAUUAUUGAAGGACAAAACGGAGCUGGGAAUUAAAGAAGUGCGCAGUGUGGAUUUGAAUGCCUUCAAGAAUACAAUUGAUGAUGAAAAACUUGAUAUUAAAACCUUUGUUGGUGACCUGUGUGAACCAGAUUCUGUGGAGGAUGCCUUUAAGGGUGUUGACACUGUAUUCCAUUGUGCCGGCAAGAUGAGUCUGCAAUAUCCCCCCAAAUACGAUGAAUUGAAUCGUAACAAUAUCGAAGCAACUCAAUCAGUGGUGGAUCUUUGCCUUAAACAUAACGUGCAACGUUUAAUUUACACCAGUUGUGGAUCGGUGUGCAUGGUCCCCUUUAAGGGCAGUUCCAGUACUGUUGUUAUUAAUCAAACCGAGUCAAAAGCCGCCACACCGAUGUUCGAUGCCAAAAAACCCGAGGAAUUCGACAAGCAGUUUAUUAUUCGUGGCUAUUCGUCAUCCAAACUGAAGGCCGAACAAAUUGUUCUGAGUGCUCAUGGAAAGACACUGAAAAAUGGCACUGGACAAUUGACUACAGCAGCAAUACGUCCACCAUUGACCUAUGGCGAGGGUGAUACAUUCUUUAUGCCAGAUAUGCUCAGAUAUUUGAGCAGACAUUCUUAUGUCUAUCCAAAGAUUGCGGGCGCGGGUGGCAAGCAGCAACUCUGUUAUGCUGGCAAUGUUGCAUGGGGCCACAUGUGUGCCUACAAGUCCCUCAAAGCUUCGCCCAAAUCUGUUGGCGGUCUGCCGGUUUUCAUUACCGAUGACACACCGCUGUAUGACACCUCAAGAUUUAUCCAAAAAAUCGGUUUAGUCAGUGGCAAAUACAAGGCCCGUCACUCCUCAUGGUCAAUUCCACAUUUCAUCUUCUAUUUCUUUGCAAUGUUAACUGAACUGUUCAUCGAUUUGCUGGAACCGGUGAAAAAGAUAACACUUAAGUAUUCCAUUCGAUCGCUAAGUUCAUAUGCAUCUUCGAUAAUAUUCUUCAAUCGUCUGAGGGCAUCCAUUCACAUGGACUACGUGCCAUUGAUAGAUGAAGAAACAUCGGUUGGCAACAGUGCCAAAUGGUAUGGCAAAUGGUGGGAGGAGAAUAUAGGAAAAGGCCAGCGAAAUGGUGUAGCAAAGAGUAAAAAUAAUUAAGUUGCUUUUAUGCAUUAAGAUAGAUUUAAGAGCCAAACAUUUCGUUAUUUGGUGUUUGUUUUUUUGUUAUUAUUGUAUAUUUUUAACUGAGAUAUUUGAAUAAAGAAAAACAUAUUUGAAAA
Messenger RNA from Musca domestica (house fly), 1334 nucleotides. RefSeq names its product 3 beta-hydroxysteroid dehydrogenase/Delta 5-->4-isomerase type 1. Gene Ontology annotation, biological process: steroid biosynthetic process. The transcript has 4 exons. Gene Ontology annotation, molecular function: 3-beta-hydroxy-Delta5-steroid dehydrogenase (NAD+) activity. Bases 16 to 1212 code for a protein of 398 amino acids. NCBI's taxonomy places the organism in Eukaryota, Metazoa, Arthropoda, Insecta, Diptera, Muscidae. The record is from RefSeq and is a predicted model, not a curated record.